AUGAGCUCCCAAAGACCUUCGGACGACGUUGCCCACUCUCAUUCUAGUAAUGAUGAGGAGGCACAGCUGAAACGCAGUGCCUCGAGGCGGAUGGACCUUUCACGCGACGAUGACUUGCACAAGUCAGAACCUCGACGGUCAAAAAAGCAGAAGCUCAGGGACCACUGCGCUCGCUUCUGGUGCUGUUGGGUCGUGUUCAUUGUUGUUGCACUUGCAGCUGGGCUGCCGAUUCUCUUCCUUGUUAUUCUUCCAGCCAUUGCCCAGCGCAUCGUCAAUGACACGGAUCUCCCAAUUUACGGUGCUGACCUCCGCCCGAUCAACGCAACUCACAUCAAGGUGGGACUCUCCACAAGCCUGAGCCUGCCAGCUGGUCUGAGCGUCAAACUCGAUGCUUGCGACCUAUGGCUGUACAAUCCAGAGAUGCGUGAUAAACCGUAUGCUCGUGUGCCAAUGCCGGAGCAGUAUGUGUCCGGUGGCAACGGCGCGCUCGCCAUCAACGACAUAGUUGGGGAGGUGACAGACAUGGACCAGAUCAACAAGUGGCUCACACGAACCUUGCACGAUCAAGAGACGUCCAUUAGUGUUCGAGCAUCGACCACGGCGUGGCUGGGGGCCAUCAAGCUUCCGCUUACAAUCGACAAGACCGUGCAGACACCAGCUCUACGCGAACUGGCAGGCAGCAGUCUGAGUGAGGCUCACCUAUUUCUUCCGCCUCAGAAAGAUGGAACUAAUAUUGCCGGGACCAUGGUUCUUCCUAAUUACUCCACCAUGACUAUGGACCUUGGCAACGUCACACUCAACGUUUUGUCUGGCAGCAUCCUACUCGGCAACUUGGAACUACAAAACACCCUUCUCCACCCUGGCAACCAGACUGUGCCAUUCCGCGGUGAGAUAUUUCUUGAUGCCCUGCUUGACAACAUCAUGGGUGUCAUAGCAAGCCAGGCCGACUCUGCGUUCAAGGGUGUCGUCACACUCACCGCCAGCGGCAACCAGACAGUCAUCAACGGAGUCCACAUCAAGUACCUCGAAGACGUGCUUGGCAAGGCACUAAUCAAGGUCGAGGUGCCCAUUACCAAGCUGCUCAGUGAUGUCGUGAGCAGCUGGACAGCAGGCACGCUGACCAUCAAUGGUGCAUUCUCUGAGAUCUUGGAUGGUUUCAUUGGUGAUAAUUUGACAUUCGGGGAGAUAGUGGGCAAUCUGUUUGGAGGACAAGAUGGUACGCCGGGCGGACUGUUCCAUGACGUCCUCUCGCACUGGAACCUUUUCAAAGUCGAUGAGGCGCUGCAGAGUGCGCGUCACCAGCGUAGGGCUAUGCUGAUGAGUUUGGAUAGUAUUCAGCAUGACUAG
This is a messenger RNA of Microdochium trichocladiopsis, 1347 nucleotides long. RefSeq lists its product as uncharacterized. The record is from RefSeq and is a predicted model, not a curated record. Gene Ontology annotation, cellular component: fungal-type vacuole membrane. Bases 1 to 1347 code for a protein of 448 amino acids. The transcript has 2 exons. NCBI's taxonomy places the organism in Eukaryota, Fungi, Ascomycota, Sordariomycetes, Xylariales, Microdochiaceae.